Molecule: messenger RNA, 6042 nt
Organism: Macrobrachium nipponense
Lineage: Eukaryota; Metazoa; Arthropoda; Malacostraca; Decapoda; Palaemonidae
Exons: 9
Coding region: 71-1300 (409 amino acids)
Biological process (GO): cobalamin transport
Molecular function (GO): cobalamin binding
Source: RefSeq, a predicted model, not a curated record
CGACCCGAACGAAGUGGACGACCACCCGGCCAUCGCCGUGCCAGCCCUGAAGAGAGCUGUCGACUACGUCAUGUCCCAGAGGCACCCAGACUACGGCUGGGGGACCGACACUGCCCACACCGUCCUGCCCUUGAAGUUGGCCAACGCCUCGUGGUUCGAGGCUGACAACCUGGAGGCUCAGCUGGUCGUCAAGCAGAUGGAGUUGGAGUUGAUACUCAGGAUGUGGAAGCACAGAGAACUGCCCCUGACAACAGGCUACUUGGCAGUGAACGUGAUGGCACUGGUGGCACUGUGCAAGGACCCCAGGUCAUUCUAUGCCAAGGAUCUCGUGGCUAUGCUGGUCCACCAGGACGAGGGCGUUGACUUCGAGGUCGUGUUCGCCCAGCUCGCCACUUGCACUUCGGGUCACCACAUGAGGCGCUACCGCCUGCGCAGGCUGGUCGAUAUCGUUAACGACCCCCACAAGAAGCCGUCUGUCGAUACUCUCUCUAUCGUCAUCUUGGCACUCCACUGCGCCCAACACCAGCGACGUCAUGACCUAGGGCGCUUCAUAGAGCAUGCCCUCAAGGCCCUCCUGCAGCACCAGGCUCCUGACGGGUCCUUCAACAAGAGCCUCCACUCCACUGCCCUGGCGUUGCAGGCCAUGAUGUCUAGCCAGCUGGGCGGCUCCUGGAACGCCACGAGAGCCCAGGAGUACGUCAUGUCCCACCAGCUCCCAGACGGGUCCUUCGGCGGUCUGUUCGACACCAACGCCGUCCUGCCCAUCCUCGGGGGCAGCACCCUUCUGGACGUGGCCCUCCGGAAGUGCCCCAAGAUAGACGAGGACACCAUCGACGAUAAUGAGAUCCCAAUUGACAGUCUCCUGAUGCCAGACGAUUUCCUACCUAUAAGUUUUGAGGACCCUCCAACAACUCCAAGUCCCACCAUUUAUCCUCCUCCUGUGAAGAUGAUCAACGUGUCUUACUACCUCUGGAAAGGACAGAAAGCUGAGAAAACUUUCAACAUGACCUUCACAGUCCCCGAAAACACCACAUUCUUCUUGGUCAUGAGGAAAGCAGCUCAUGUUGACUUCCGAUUUCAAUUCUCUGCCCUCCACUGGGGAGAUGGGUACUACAUCCACACCCUGUGGGGAGAGGAGGAAGACAAGGACAUCCAGCUCUUCUGGCGCCUCUACCGCCUUCGGGAGUCUCCUGUCCCAGGGCAGCAUCCUGGAGAGGAGAACGCCGUUGGAACAGGCGUGAAGGAACUCAUUGUCAACGAUGGUGACCACCUUCUCUUCUGGUACCACAAGAUGUACUGAAGACUUUGGGAUUCCUAAAGAGACUCGUCAGUAGUCACAUCACCUAACAGUCACUUUUUGGCAAGUGUUGUUGCUAGGAAGAUCUACCAACUCUCACAUCAUUCUGAAAGUCACAUUUUGGCAAGAGUUAUUGCCUGGAAGAUCUACCAACUCUCACAUCAUUCUGGAAGUCACAUUUUGGCAAGUGUUGUUGCUAGGAAGAUCUACCAACUCUCACAUCACUCUAAAAGUCACGUUUGGUAAGUGUUCUCAAGCCCACAUCCAUUUACGAAAGAAAGACAGAGAUUUUAGUAGAUUUUAAAAGCAACACUUUCGUUCAUCAACGUCGAAAAAAAACUACAGACCAACGAGAAGCUUUGAUUAUUGAAAAGGAUGUUUUGGGCUUUUUCGUAUUUUAAUUUCUGAAUUUGCCUGUCACCUGUUACAGCUCGUAUUUGUCGAGGUUCCAGCUUGUAAUAAAGGCACAGUGGGUAUGUGAAAACAAAGUGACUUCAGAAUGAAAGAAGCUAAAACGUCGUGAAGCACGAGUGAUUUAAAACACACACGAAGACAAAAUGAGGCGAAUGCCUAGUUUUCAAGAGGAGUCCAUCUGAAAGAUAAAGGUAAAGGAAAAAAUUCCUGAAUGUUUUUAGCACGUAAUCAAAGUGAUUUCCACGUGGAAUUUUAGAAGUAUUGUCAAGGUGACCUUAGGCGAAAUCAAAUAUCUGAAAAGGUUAGAAAAGGUGAAUAUUUUUUGGAGUUUGUUCCUCUGGAGUCAGAUUCUGACUGAAAUGUAGGCGGGAGAUUUGAAAAGAUAAACUACAUUUGUUGUGAACUGGGAUAAAAAAGUUUUGUAAUUGUAAAAUGUUUUUUAGUGUAAACCAUUGUCUGAGUAAUAGCAAAUUUGAAAAUCAAAAGGGUAUUAAAAGAUGUAAGUCAUAAGUGAUUUGUGAAGAUACUAUAAUAAUGUAAGGAAAUAAAAUCACGAAAGUCAUUGUGAUACGAACUAGAGAAAAUCAAAAAAUUAAAACAAAGUAUUUGAAACGAUUGUGGUUUACAGCAAAAAUAACGCAUUACGAAAGCUGCCUGAAUUCAUUUUAAAAUGUUGAUACGUACGUAAGUAACCAUGUGUUUCAAAGUUACCAAUGAUGAAAAAGUAAUUUUUUAAAUACUCAGAGAUGUGUACUUUGUCAUCACAACCCAUCUUGGUACGACUAACAACAUUGUUACUACACUAUUAUGUGCUAGGUAACUGAAGCUAUAGUCUCCUUCUCAUAAAAUCAAUAACACGAACUUAAUUUACCUUUCGUCUGACUGAGGUGAAGUUACUGACUUAUGGGAACAGUUGAAAUAACUUUUGGACUGACUGAGGUAAGUUACUGACUUAUGGAGAUAGUUACAAUAACAUUUAGACUGACUGAGGUAAAGUUACUGACUUAUGGAGACAGUUGCAAUAACUUUUGGACUGACUGAGGUAGAGUUACUGACUUAUGGAGACCGUUGCAAUAACAUUUAGACUGACUGAGGUAGAGUUAUUGACUUAUCGGGACAGUUGCAAUAACUUUUGUACUGAAUAAGGUAGAGUUACUGAACUUACGGAGAUAUCUGCAAUAACGUUUUGUCUGACUAAGGUAAAGUUACUGACUUAAGCACCAUAUUCUUCGGGAAUUGAAUUUCGAGCCAAUAGCCCCAGCAGGCUUGUUCUAUAUGAAUAGUGUCACCUUCUGAAUGAUAUAAUGAUAAUAAUAAUUGUGGAAACAUUUGCAGUAACGCUUUGACUGACUAAGGUCAUGUUACUGACUUUAUGGAGACAUUUGCUGGUGGGCUACGGGCUGUAAGACACCACCAGCGCAAGUGUCCUCAACAUCCUUGGACAUUCUACAAACUUAGAAGGAAAGUAGAUUACUUCUGGAGAGCCCAAUUACUAAAAAAAACAGCUUCGAAAUAAAGCUACAUUUAGUCGCGUGGUUUCGUUCACUAAACUUAAACUUAGAGUUAACUUAUCUGCCACGGCAUUAAGUGAUACUAUCUAUAGAUUAGUCGCGUAAGAGAGUCUUAGAAUCUUCUUAAGCAACUAAGGCGUUAAAUGGUAUGGUAUAAGAAGUUUUGUGUGUGUCUAUAGAUAUGUAUACAGUGAAACCACCCCCUAUUCUUCUUCCGCCUCCUCCUUCUCCUCCUCCUCCUCCUCCUCCUCCUCCUCCUCCCGCUAAUUGUUGCGCAGCCGCUUGGGAGUGGGAAAGCAUCAGUGUGCGGUUGUUGUUCUUGCCCGUUGUUUUUUUUCUUGCAUUGUUUUGCUUGAGAGACUUAGAAGGGAAUGAUGAUUGGUCAUGCGGUACAAUUACCCACAACCUAGUCAGGUGACUUAGUUGUGCUACAGCAAUUCGUUAUUUCGUUCGGGGUGGGGGAAGGCGCACGAGCUGGCAGUAAAUAUCCAUAGUUUGAUAUCGUUGUAGCCAAUAGGAGGGGAGCAACGUGAGCGUCUUCCAAUCACGUGAGCUCGAGCGAUAUCAGCUGCCGAUAUUCACUGUCAGCUUGGGAACAAAAAAAAAAAAAAAACUAUAGUGCAAUGAAUUUAUAUAAAAACUGUUGACAAAAAACUAAUGAAAGAUAGAUCUCUUUCGAAACUCAGUAGCUAAGGUUUAGAAAUGUACAUAGAGACAGUUUGUUGUUGAUUUUUUAUGCUAAUCAUUGCACCGAGAUAAGGCAGUUUUGAUAAGGUGCAGACGACGAGAUAAAUGGUGAUGUCCUAAUCACUUCAGAAGGCAAUUAUGUGAACUAGGAAGAUUUUAUUGCUAAUGAAUAAUAUAUGUUGCAUAUAUUAUAAUCGAUAGGGAAACAUCCUUGAUAUAUAAAAGGUAAGUUUUAGUACGUUUUAUUAGAGAAUAUAUUCCUUGAGUUUGUGGGCGAUUUGGAGAACAUGAGCAUUGACUUUAACAACAAAUAGCUAAUCUAACUGAGUAUUUGCAGCCUAAUUUUGUACAUAGAAUUUGAUCAAAUUCAAUAAAGAAGGAAAUAUACGUAAGUAUAAUAAAGUAUUCUAAUUUAAAAUGUUAGGUGUGAAGUGAAAGUAUUUUUUAUUUCUUGCAAGCUUACAAGUCAAUUAAUCCAUUUAGCCUUUUCACGCCUGGUUUGGACGCAUACUUGAUUAGGAGUAUGAAUGAAUGGGUCCAUUUUCUAUGAUACUCUCAUUUUGACUCAUAAAAAACAUUCCAUCAGAGAAUACUAUGAAAUACUCUUCACUGCAAAUGGCAACUCAGAUCUGGCAGCAGCUGGCAACUCAGAUCUGGCAGCAUCUGGCAACACAGAUCUGGUAGAAUCUGGGAACUCAGAUGUGGCAGCAGCUGGCAACUCAGAUCUGGCAGCAUCUGGCAACACUCUAAAGCUGUGUUCGCGGGGCGUGGCUUUCUGCUUAGCACAAUGCUGUCAAAUGUUGACAUUUUAUGAGGAAUGACUCAGUUGCCUCUUGCUGGAAAAAAGCAUCUUCAGCUUCACUUUUAUAAGCAGAAAUUUUGAGCUAAUGUCAAAUUUCCUAGAGAAUAUACUUAAAAUAUCUCCCCUGGAUGUCUGUCAAGGAUCCCAGAUUCAUUAUACCUUUUUCACGAAGCCUCAAUCUAUUUAUAGCACAAGUCAAAAUCAAGACUAAAGGUGAUUUCACACUAGGCUUCACCCCACGCUACAUGCGUAAGACUCAUCACCAACUCCUCCUAAAUUCUUGUUAGCCUCACCUACUGGACUGCUCAUCGAGAGUCACGCCACGCUGUCACCCUAAUGAGCAGUCCAGUAGGCGGGGCUAAAAGGAAUUUGGGAGGAGUUGGUGAUGAGUCUUACACCUACAAUGUGCUCCCAAAUUUUUGUCAGUCCCACCUACUGGACUGCUCAUCAAGAGUCACGCCACACCACUGUCACCCUAAUGAGCAGUCCAGUAGGCGGGGCUAACAGGAAUUUGGGAGGAGUUUGGUAAUGAGUCUUAUGUAUGCAGCGUGGGGUGAAGCCUAGUGUAAACUCACCUUUACAUUCAAAGGCACUGAAAAGUCGAGUCCAUUCACAGACGACAGAAGAAUCAUUCUCGUAGCCCAAUUUGCAAUUCUUUGGAGACUUAGCACAGGCUGUUUUGUAGAGUAAAAUGAGCAUUUGUCACAGAGAAGAGCAAAAGUUAAAUUUCUGUACAUAUCCUUCAUUUCUCACUUUCAAAUUUGUGCACUCACGCGGGCUUUCCUCCUGUACAGUUGUCAUUUUUGUGAUGGAACUUGGAAAAGUAGUCGUUUGAUAAAUAUUCAUCGAGAAAAGGUUUGAUCCUCUUUUGACUAAAAGUGGGAUGCUGUAGAAGAACCUGGAACUGUUCAACUUUACUCAACUUCAGUACUUAUUUAUAUCGUACACAAGCAUCUCGACAAGAAUUUCGGGACAGAGUUUAUUAUUGUCAGGAAAAUGCCUCUAUAUCUUGAAAGUUACAAUGCCUAGCUCACAAUCCUACGACGAGAAGAAAGCAAAAUUAUAUACAAAACAUCAUGUCAUUGCUUCUCAAUAUAUAGAGAGCACUGAAAUGACCUUCCAUGCCUUCGUGACGAAACAUUUCGUACAAUUUCUUUUCGGUCUGAAACUCUAAAAAUGUAAACAACAGAUUAGGCAUAGUAUUGCUAGAUGGCGCACACAGGUUUUCCAAAAAUUGUUUUGUGACGUUUUUUUCGUCCGUCAUGAGAGAGGUCUUAGAAAAAUCCAUGUGAAUAUAAUAGCUACCAAGUCUGAAAAUUAGCUACAGUGUA